ACGUCGCUGUGCCGCCGCCGCGUGACGCAUUUCCUGUUUGUUGUUGGAGAAAGGAGAGAAAGGAAAGCGCGAGGAGCCGCCGCCACCCGCGCAGCAGUGCUGGAGCCGUGAGGAGAUUCGGGCCGUCACCCCCGCCUCCCCUGCGUCCCGCCACCGACCGCCUUCGUCCUCGGACCUAUUCCAACAACCUCUUGAAACAUGGUGGAUUACUAUGAAGUUCUAGGCGUACAGAGACAUGCCUCACCCGAGGAUAUUAAAAAGGCAUAUCGGAAACUGGCACUGAAGUGGCACCCAGAUAAAAAUCCUGAGAAUAAAGAAGAAGCAGAGAGAAAAUUCAAACAAGUGGCAGAGGCGUAUGAGGUGCUGUCAGAUGCUAAGAAACGGGACAUCUAUGAUAAAUACGGCAAAGAAGGAUUAAAUGGUGGAGGAGGAGGUGCAGGUGGUGGAAUUCAUUUUGACAGUCCAUUUGAAUUUGGCUUCACAUUCCGAAACCCAGAUGAUGUCUUCAGGGAAUUUUUUGGUGGAAGGGACCCAUUUUCAUUUGACUUCUUCGAAGACCCUUUUGAGGACUUCUUGGGGAAUCGAAGGGGUCCCCGAGGAAGCAGAAGCCGAGGGACGGGGUCGUUCUUCUCUGCGUUCGGUGGAUUUCCAUCUUUUGGAAGUGCAUUUCCUUCUUUUGAUACAGGAUUUACUUCAUUUGGGCCACUGGGUCACGGAGGCCUCACUUCAUUUUCUUCUGCGUCAUUUGGCGGUAGUGGGAUGGGCAACUUCAAAUCGAUAUCAACUUCAACUAAAAUAGUUAAUGGCAGAAAAAUCACUACAAAGAGAAUUGUCGAGAAUGGUCAAGAAAGAGUAGAAGUUGAAGAAGACGGCCAGUUAAAGUCCUUAACAAUAAAUGGUGUGGCUGAUGAGGAUGCCCUCGCUGCUGAGUGCGCGCGGAGAGGCCAGAACGCCCUGCCAGCCCAGCCCGCCAGCCUCCGCCCGCCGAAGCCAACCCGGCCUGCCUCGCUGUUCAGACACGCGCCCCACGGUCUCUAUGAGGAGGAGGGCGAGCAGGACCGACCUUGGGUGUCCGGGCCUUGGGACCCCCUCGCGUCCGCAGCAGGAUUCAAAGAAGGUGGCAAGAGGAAGAAGCAGAAGCAGAGAGAGGAGUCGAAGAAGAAGAAGUCAACCAAAGGCAAUCACUAGACCGGACUUGCAGGCUCGCUGCCCCCAGAGCUGGCGCUCCACCGUGCUUGGCGUGCGGCCGUGUGCACGCGCUAGGCAGCAGCGUGGGGUCAGCACUGUCUGGCGGCCACACUCGCUCGGCAGGAUUAUGCAAUCACAGAUCAGUCAGAGCAGGGUCAGGAGGCGGGGCUGAUGGCACGGGUGGUGGGCACGGACACUGGGGACGGGGACGCGGCCGCGGCUCUCCCUCUGCCCUCCCAGCACUCGGUCUGCUAGUGUUUUCCUCUAGAGCUUCCGGAUCCUCUUCAUUCUUUUUGGCCAUGCAACCACUCCGCAUGCUGCUGGGGUAUUUGUAGCGUUAGGAGAACAGCAGGGCAGACAGCUGAGCUGAGUGGCUUUCACUAAACGACGCGCUUUCCUGUGGCAGUGUUGUGUGUGGAAUUAGAGGGUAAUUGAGUAGAGUGUGACUUAGAGAAUGCCCUAAGUGACGCACUGAAUCCUGGCGGUCAGGGCAUCUUUUCCUCAGGGCAAUGUGGCCACACGAACAGAAUCAGGAAUCACACCACAUGUAAAAUCAUUCCUCUGUUUCAUCUUUUAAUUUUCAUCUGCAGGUAGUCCAAAUUCAACUUCAAAUAUCGUGUAGGUUUUGCCAGAUUCCAUAUUUUUUUCCUGGGAUCCAUAAUUCUUUUUAGCAAAAGGCUUUUGCUCAGCAGCACCCUCCCUAGCGUUCCUGGGUCAGGGCUGUGCUGGGGAAAACGGCGGGUCAUUACGCAUGCCCAACACCCCCAGAGAUGGCACCAGGAGGUCGGGCCAGUGUUCAGUUCGUGAGCACUGACGCCUCGCAAAGUCACCGCACUCUGACCUGAUGCUGCCCGCUGCCGGCAGCCCUUCGUUUGCAUCGUGUACUGCUGCUUCUCUUUUUAUUGUUACUGAGCACGGAGCGGAAUUUGGGGUUGUCUUGCCUUCUUCCCUGCACGCACCCCGCCCCCACACUGUCCUUCCCUUUCCCAUGAGGACCUGCUGUCCCUGUUGCUUUUCCUUUGUCCUCUGGGAUGUGAGGGCACUGUGAGAGGCUUGGGUGUGAUGUAAAGACGCCGGCAGUUUUAAUCAGCGAUGUUGAAGCCGGGAAUUCUUUGGCGCUAUCCACAUAGCAGUGACCCAGGCUUGGGAGCCAGAAGCAAGCGCGAUCUGUGGUUUUAUUUAACACAGCUGUUGCCCAAGAGUUGGCUUUGUUUAUUUGUUUUGGUGGGGAGUGGAGUGGUAUUUGAUGCUUUCUGCGGACAAUGUAACUCUCAACGCAUCAUGUAUCUUAAGUGCCACCUACGUAAAUAAAACAUGAGCAUACUGAAUACA
This is a messenger RNA of Sapajus apella (tufted capuchin), 2520 nucleotides long. It is a transcript of the gene DNAJB6, whose product is annotated as DnaJ heat shock protein family (Hsp40) member B6. The coding region runs from base 199 to 1188 and encodes 329 amino acids. The record is from RefSeq and is a predicted model, not a curated record. Gene Ontology annotation, biological process: protein refolding; positive regulation of proteasomal ubiquitin-dependent protein catabolic process. The transcript has 10 exons. Gene Ontology annotation, molecular function: Hsp70 protein binding; ATPase activator activity. NCBI's taxonomy places the organism in Eukaryota, Metazoa, Chordata, Mammalia, Primates, Cebidae. Gene Ontology annotation, cellular component: endoplasmic reticulum membrane; cytosol.